AUGGAAAAGAUUAAAGCAUAUUGUCUACCAGCAGCAUUGAAAGACAUUAAUGUAAAAGACAAUCAACGACCAUUUGAGUAUGGUGCUUUUUGUAAUGUAUUCAAAGUGCAGAAUUAUGCCAUCAAAUGUCCUCGUGUUCCGGCUUUAGUUGAUUCUGACAUAGAAGGUGCUAUCAUUCAUGAAAUAUUUCUGUCUAGACCAUUAAGUCAUAUACCCAAUAUUUUAAUAGUAUACGGAGGUAUUCAAUUACCAGAUUUUGGUAUUUCUAUUGUAAUGGAAUUUAUUGACGGCCCAAGUCUUGCUACAGCAUUGAUUAAUGACACAAUUCUGAAUUUAACAUUCGAGAAACGUUUAGACAUUGCACUUGGAAUUUGUAAAGGACUUGGAGAAUUGCAUUUGACUGGUAUUGUUCAUAGAGAUUUUAAGCCAGCAAAUGUUCUUCUUCAACCAGAUUCUACUGGACACGGUUACAUACCAAAAAUAGCUGAUUUCGGAGUGAGUUUUCUUAUUCAAACAGCAUCGGCUACAGCUGUUAAAAGGUCAGGUGGUACUGUUGGUUAUGAUGCGCCGGAAGUGGCUGAUGGAGAUACACCAUCAUUUCAAUCCGACAUUUAUGCCCUUUCAUUUACACUUUACGAACUAUUGACAGUUCAACGUCCAUUUAUCGGUCUAAAAGAUACGCAAAUAAUAACAAAAUUUACAAUAAAAGGAGAACGUCCCAAAGAUUGGACUGUGAAAGCUGCUCAUUCAACAGUUACAGUAAUACCAGAUAUGUUGAGAAAUACUAUUCAAAAAGGUUGGUUACCGGAACCUAAAAAUCGCGCGACUAUCGGUAAACGCUCGAAAAUUACAGAUGAAAGUGCUAAUGACAUGGAUAAAAUUAUUUGA
This is a messenger RNA of Rotaria sp. Silwood1, 888 nucleotides long. Lineage: Eukaryota; Metazoa; Rotifera; Eurotatoria; Philodinida; Philodinidae. The record is from the annotation of a GenBank genome assembly.